Molecule: messenger RNA, 1723 nt
Organism: Cryphonectria parasitica EP155
Lineage: Eukaryota; Fungi; Ascomycota; Sordariomycetes; Diaporthales; Cryphonectriaceae
Product: family 29 glycoside hydrolase
Exons: 4
Coding region: 1-1503 (500 amino acids)
Biological process (GO): fucose metabolic process; glycoside catabolic process
Cellular component (GO): lysosome
Molecular function (GO): alpha-L-fucosidase activity
Source: RefSeq, a predicted model, not a curated record
AUGUUUUCUCCUCAUUUUCGAGCCGCAAGUGGCUUGAUAGCAGCGCUCAUAGUAACAUCCAGCACUGCUCAAGCCCCUCUAUAUCAAGAUGCCCGGCGAGAUCUCAAUGCAACCUACCCUAAUUAUCGCAUAUCGCCUAUCGACGGAUCCAUCAUCGCCCUGCCGACACAAGACCAACUCAACUUCCAAGACAAAGAAAUGGGCAUGCUCAUCCACUUCGAGAUUGCCACCUACAUCGACAUCGACGGCUGCAACGGCGUGCCGGGCCUUGUUCCGAAUCCAGACCUCUUCGAUCCCACGCUCCUCAACACGGACCAGUGGCUGGACAGCAUCACGGCCUUCGGCGCCAAGUAUGCGACGCUGGUGGCCAAGCACAAUUGCGGCUGGGCGAAUUGGCCGAGUGCGGUGACUUUCGAAACGAGGGAAAACACGACGAGUCCGUACAACUACAGCGUGGCGUACUCGCCUGUCAACGGCACCGAUGUCGUGCAGCUCUUCACCCAGUCGGCUGAGAAGUAUGGGGUCGGGCAUGGAUUCUACUACAGCACCAUAGUGAACAACUUUCUAAACGUGCAAGACUCCCUGGUCAACGCGACAUGGUCCCCAGGGGAGAUUUUGGUCACAAACGAGACAUAUGACGAGAUUGUGAUGGCACAGUUGACUGAGUUGUGGACGAAAUACGGCACCCUCACGGAGCUCUGGUUCGACGGAGGCUACAGCGAAAGCCAGACUGAGCAACUUCAGGACUUGCUUCAGGAGUAUCAGCCGCAGGCUUGUAUUUUCAAUUCAUGCACCACGAACGGGACCUGUCUCUCCAGCAAUGCCAUCCGCUGGAUCGGCACAGAGACUGGUCUAUCAGACGAAGAAAUAUGGUCUACUGGGAUUUCCAACGACGGCGGCGACCCGACAAGCCCUUAUUUCGCCCCGGCAGAGUGCGACACCACUCUUCAAGCCGACGACCGCUGGUUCUGGGGCGAGGACCAGCCCCUGCGACCACUCGACGAGAUGAUUGACGUCUACCACCAGACGGUCGGCCGCAAUUGUCUUCUGGAGCUCGAUCUUGCUCCCGACCGCAGUGGGCUCAUCCCAGCCCGCCAUGCGGCUCUGUACAAGGCUCUUGGGGACUUUAUACGGUCUUGCUAUGGAAGCCCGAUCGACAGCACGCAUUUCAGUAAUACCACUACGGCAACGGGAGUUUCUUUCACAUUCGAUUACCCCACGUCGAUUGAUCGCAUCGUCAUGAUGGAGGACCAGACAGUUGGGCAGGUUAUCCGGUCUUAUGAGGUCUGGGCCAAGAUUGUAGAUGCAGAAGAGAUGAAUGGGACCUUGAACGUACCUUGGACCUUGGUCUCGAACGGAAGCAGUAUAGGUCACAAACGGAUCGAUCUCUUCGACAAAGCAAUAACAGUCACGGAUGUGACUGUAAAUGCAACCAAGUUUGUGGACACGCCCAAAUGGCGAUCGGUCUCGUUCAAUCUGUGCGGGAACUCGACAUCGACUUGAAGUAAGCCUGCGUGGUUCGCUGGGAGAGGAAAUGCUAGGAAGAGGCACAACAAUCUGCGGUGUAUCUGCACGCCUUUACUGAGAAGGAUUCGCCUUUGAGCAAGAGCUAGUAUCUUCCCAAACCUUACCCAGACUUCUUUAUAGUGUUGUAUAUAUUAAAUUUGAACAUAAUCCAUACCGUCUCAUGCAGGUGGCGACGAGUCUGGAGUGCAUUCAACUU